GCUAGGUUCAGUGCGAAUUGGUGGCAUGGUAGUAAGUUGAAGUUGGUAGGUUGAUAGAGAGACGCGAUUUUGGAUAGGGUGGCCAGGACGGCCGGGUGGCCAGAUUAGCCGGGAAUUACGUUAGCAUUGUCAGAUCGAUGAAUUAUCCAACUUCCAAGGAAGCCUGCGACAGGAUCUUUGGGACGGCGGAAGAGAAAGCCAACAAAGAGAGGCGUUCUUCGAACUGCUUGUUCGACAACGACGUAGCUCCUUUAAGAGCUCUAUUUUUCCAACGCGUCCAUGCGCGGCAUGUAACCGAACAGAUAAGACGGAAUAUACUGUGGGGUAUUGUUCUGGCGCUACCAGGAAAUUUGGAGGGAGAGUUAGCCCGUGCGCCUGCGCCAUCUUUUGGAAGAUAAUUUCGACCCUCCAACGGCUGGUUGUGAGGCUUGGGUUAGCCCGGGUAGAGCGAAUGAGAGACCUGGUCCUUGCUGCGCCGCGCGGAACGGGAUCAGUGCUGCUGCAGUCUCCCCGGCUAAGAGGGCAAUAGUGAUCAGCUAGUGAGGGUGGGUUCUAGAAAAACUAGAAGCAGUCAAUCUCAGACAGUAUGUAUACUCCGUACUCCGUUGGGUUUCAAAAGAGCAAUCGUCGUCGGAGCGGUGGAUGUCUCAUUCCAAGAUCUGGAGAGAGAAAGAACCCAUGAUCAUCACCUGGUCCAAGUGUGCCUCAGGCCCCCGGCCAGCACGAGUCCCCCAUCUCUCCCACGGUUUCCUCCUUCGCCUCCGCAAUGGCGCCGGCUUAUCGCUUCUUGUCAUUCUUUUAAUUGCCAUUCUUUUUAGCCUUAGCCUUAGCUGGCUUUAGCCCCGAACCUAUUCCCUGCAUCUUCGCUUCCCCUCACUUUCCCAAUUCUGGCCCUUCAUUCCUUUCUCUCCAUCUACGAUCCUCCUCCGCCCCCAAUUCCAACCCCCGUCCCCUCCACUACGGUCGCAGGACACCCUCAACGAACCUCAUGCUCCGUUAACUCGCUCCCCGCUUAACCGACAGUGCGCGCUUACAAGUCUGGAACUCACUCGUUUCUAUUCCAGCUUGAGUGACAAGGUCCCUAGGGCGCGAGUUGUCGCCCUCCCCUCGUCAUGUUGCUCAAACCUGCAACACCCCUCACCAUCUUGCUGUUGAUCGCGUUCGCCCUCCUCUUGUUGUCGUGCCUAUCCACCCCCAUCAUCAAAGGCAUCCCACUGGCGACCUUUAACAAUGUCGACUACGGUGUAUUCGGCUAUUGUCAAGGCGAUUCAUGUACCAAAAUCCAUGUGGGAUACACUGGGAACAAUAUAGACAGCACCGGCGGCGACUUCAACCUUCCCUCCAGUACUCGAAAAUCGCUAUCUUCCAUCUUAGUCGUCCAUCCUGUUGCAGCGUUCCUCACUCUGGUCUGCCUCUGCCUUGCCGCCGCCGCGCACUUUCACGGUCCAUCACAUUCGCCGCGCUUCCUGCUUGCCCUCCUCAUUCUGCUCCUGCCCACCCUUCUGGUGACCCUCCUUGCAUUCUUGGUCGAUAUUUUGCUGUUCGUGCCGCACUUGCGAUGGGGUGGAUGGAUCGUACUGGGAUCCACUAUUCUCCUCGUCUCGUGCGGGGUGGUGACUUGUGCCAUGCGCCGCACCCUUGUCAGUCGCAAAGCACGGAAGCGUCGCAUUGCUGAGAACGCAGAGAUGAGCGGCGAGAACUACUACAACCGACAGAAUGCGGCCGCUGCCGCCAUAACUACUGCGCCGGUCGCGACGGAAACCAAGGAAGCCAUGGUUUCGGGCUCUCCCACCUCGGAAACGGGGCCAACAUUCGCCAGUUUCCGCACGGAAACUCGGACCAGCGACGAUGAUCGUACUCCCCUUAACUCUCGCAAUGCUAAUGGAAUGCACGAUGUCCCUCUGCCGCCGGAUGCGCCAUUUCCCAACCGCCAUGGGUCUCCGUAUCGCUCUCCUGAAGAAGAAGCCGGUAUGCCUCUUGCGGGCCCGUAUGGUAAUCCCCAGAUGAUGCGCAACCCUUCGGAUCCUAGGUUGCGGCCCCAAUACUCCGACGGAAGCAUGGGUUCUCGACGCGGGGGAGGUCCACCCGGGGUCGGCCUGCGGGGCCGGGGAGGGUAUCCUCCUCGUGGUGCUUACGGACGUGGUGGCCCUUAUAUGGGCCCGCCUCGGGGUCCUCCUGGCGGCCGCGGUGGUUAUAUGGGAGGUCCAAUGCCCCCACGUGGUCGUGGAGGCAUGAUGCCCGGUCGUGGAGGCCCUCGCGGUGCUCCGGUUUAUGCGGCCGGACCCAAUCGCAGUUUUGACUCCUAUGGCCGGCCCAUGGACGAGCCCUAUGAUCAAUCCAGAAUGGCGCCAGGUGGCCCAAUGCGCGAACCCUCCCCGGGGCCGAUUGGCAUGGCUGUGUCUGCGGAUAAUGUGGGUCAAGCCAUUGAAAUGCAGCCCCAAAUGCGCCGAAAUGACCAGUAUGAGUCGGAGCCGUUGACGGGCAAUGAGUUUCAUCCGCACGCGCUAUCUGUCGAUGGAGCCCACGCGCCUCUCGAGAGCCCAACGAGUCUCUACAGCCGUAAUGAUCGCAGCUCUUACGUGCCGGCUCGUGCUGGAUGGGGUGGCCAGGAAUCUAACCUUGCCCCCCGGCCUUCUCCCUCGCCCGUCCACGCUGGUGCUGGGCAAAGUUCCACCCAGUAUUAUGAAGAUGUCGACCCACGCUUUGCCCGUCGUCCUUCACCACAGCCGAAGUCGUCGCUUCCUUCUUCUCUCACCCCUGGAGGGGGUCAUUGUGAGUCCCUUCAGUAGGCAAAUAAGUCGUGACUCUUCGCUGACAUACACUCAGUCUGAUGAACGAGUCUUUUCACCUUGCUCCACCGGCGAUUUCACCGACAUUACCAUCUUUUCCUGCGAUACCCCUUCGAAUCCUCUGACUACUUACCUCUUCUUCUUGGAACGAUUGUUGAUUUUUCUCCCUAACAUCAUGGCAAUGCGGAUGGAGAUUGGAGUUUUUGGAGUGUAACGAUCUUACUUGGCGGUUCUCGUCUCAAUGGUUUUUCUUUCGAUUUCUUGCUUUGCUCUCGCAGCUUUGGGUCUCUCAUUCAUCCCGCUCGUACACGAUUGUUGCUUUCACAAAUCCAGCAUUGGUACAGCAGAUGCUGGCUAUUUUCUGCUUCUGACAUGUACAGAGGUUGGUUGACGAGAUGUACAGAGUCGGAUGUCAUACUGGCGACUUGUUGAUUCUUCUAUUUCUAUUAACUCGAAAAGCGCCUCGUGCGAAAGACCGCCAUUCAUCUUUUUUCUUACUUCUCUAAAGUCAUUAUUAUACCCGAAUAUACUUAAAUAGUUCCGUUCCAUCUCCA
Molecule: messenger RNA, 3343 nt
Organism: Penicillium brasilianum
Lineage: Eukaryota; Fungi; Ascomycota; Eurotiomycetes; Eurotiales; Aspergillaceae
Source: the annotation of a GenBank genome assembly